AUGCCACAUCAUUUAACUUCUUUUGUUGCUGCUUUAACUGGAUCUAUUAGUUCAGGGACAUGUUGUGGUUGUAUUCCUUUUACCUUUUCUCCUGCUGUUACUCCCGUUGUUACUUCUUCAACUGCUCCUUUGUCAGCAGCUUUGCCAAACACAGUACUACCUGCAGCAGUAGCAUCACAAAGUGCAGUCUCUUCAACUCCCGUCUUAACAAGUGUUAUGACAUUUUUUGCUCCUCUUUUAACUUUUUAUAAAAAGUACAGUAUUUUUGAAGGACCAUUAGAAAAUAGUAAAUCAAAAGUUGACAAAAAAUGCCAAUGUGAUUUAAUUGAUACAAAUGGACAAACAUGUCACGAUUAUACUAAUGAAAUAGAACAAAAUUACCAAAAUGAGAAAGAGAAUUUAGAUAUUAAUAUAAUUAACGAAAAUACUUCUAGUGAAAAUGAUAUAAUUAAUGAAAGUAACAUAAAUAUUAAUGAUGAAAUGCUUAAAGAAGAAAUUAUCUCAUUAAAUCAUGAAAGAUCUUUAACAACUAGUGAAUAUUCUAUGCAUUCCUUUCUAGAAGAAAAAGAAAUAGAUAUUUUUAAAAACGCAGAUAGUAGUUAA
Molecule: messenger RNA, 603 nt
Organism: Plasmodium relictum
Lineage: Eukaryota; Apicomplexa; Aconoidasida; Haemosporida; Plasmodiidae
Product: conserved Plasmodium protein, unknown function
Exons: 1
Coding region: 1-603 (200 amino acids)
Source: RefSeq, a predicted model, not a curated record